Aedes aegypti (yellow fever mosquito) is the source of this 1889-nucleotide messenger RNA. RefSeq lists its product as uncharacterized. The transcript has 2 exons. Bases 660 to 1169 code for a protein of 169 amino acids. The record is from RefSeq and is a predicted model, not a curated record. NCBI's taxonomy places the organism in Eukaryota, Metazoa, Arthropoda, Insecta, Diptera, Culicidae.
UACACAACUUUCCAUUUUACGUGAGGGGUGUUUGGUCGCUCGCCUGUACGUACAUAUGGUGAUGUGAAAAUAAUAACGCAAAGGAACGAGGAGAAAUAAUAAGUGCACCUACAAAUAGUAUAUAGUAGUACGGAUUGCAUUAGAAGAGAGCUGUUGGGAGUCAAAACAAAGACCCAGAGAAAUUAGAAUAAAAAUGAAUAUGAUAAUCCAGCUCCAGGUAUAGGAACCUGUAUUAUUAGCUCGAAAGUGGGAUUAGAAAAAGAGUGCGUAUAUCUUCGUCUCCGUAGGUCGGUGCGUUGAUCAGAUGAAAUCAAGGGCAGCCAAUAUCACAUCGAAACUCGGUCACCACAAAUCGCCUCAGCUUCAGCAACUUCUAAUCAAUUAUCAAUUUCACGACGGUGCAGGUCGAACUUCUGACGUAGGCAAGAAUACCCCAACACAGAGUUGUUAGGCAGUACAGUUACUUUCCGAUCCGAACAAGACCCCGAACCAGUCAAGAGAGGCGACAAAAAGUCCAAAAGUGACAAAACCGGACUGAUCGGUUCCGAUUGUGUCGUCGUCUGCGUGGCGACAGUAUCUAUCAGGUAUCCCGAAACUGAACCCUCGAUCAGUCGGAGGGGAAGUGGUGCGUGGCAGCCCUCAUCAUCAAUCUAGUCGAAAUGUCCUCUGCGACGGGUGCCCUGGGAAGCGGACACAACCUGACGGCGGACCGGGAGUUCCGAUACAUUGUGCAGUGGUUCACCGAGUGGAGUGACUUCCAGCGCGAAGACUUUGUACCGGUGCUGGCGACGUAUCUGGCGCAGGGAAAUCCCGGCGGCCCGGUGUACGUGAAUGGGAUCAUAGGCGCGAUGGCCAACGUCAGCGGGCAGGACAAACCGAUGAGUCUGUUCCAGUGUAGGGUAAAACUAUUCAACGAAUGGGUAACCAAAUGGCCUGAAACCAAUCGGGAAAAACUGCUGGAAAGACUGACCGAAAUAGACCCGGACUUUGGCAAGCGAGUGCAGCAGGAACUGUCCGGAGAACGCAAUCACGUGGAGCGUGAACCUGGCUUGGAAUACUACGAAAAUGGAGUCGAUUCAUUGAACGGAGGAUUACAGAGUCCGUGCUCAACUGCGCCAGAAUCCACUAUGGAACAACCACCGAUUGCCCUAGUGAUUGGCGAAGACUAAAUCAAAUUUUGAAAUGUGAAAUUUGUUUGCAUUCCUUUCGGCUUCCGUUCAGACAAAGGAAGUAUGCGCACUGAGAGAAUCCAUAUCUUGUUUCUUUUUGUUUGUAAGAAAGACGUAGUAAUUUGGUAUUUAUUUUGCCACAGCAUUCCGCGUAGCUCAUAUUUAAUUAAUUUAUUGCAACUGAUUAGCAUUAGCACCGGCGGAAUCUCGGCCGUUUCCCACCACAGAGUUUUCCCUUAUUUUGCAACCCAUGAAAUAGCUAUAUUUAUAUCUCACUAAACCUACGUAUGAUUAAAGUAACAAGGGGAAGACGACAAAUCAAAAUCGAAGCUCAGAACUAUUUAUGAUCGCCAAUGGUAGUAGGUAGCUGUUAAGAAGAGAGUUAAGUAUAAAAAGCAAUUUUGAAUUUGCCAUACUACAAAAAAGUUCUCAAUUAUUAGGACGUAUGAUAAUAUAUAUUUAGCCAGCCAACGUAUGUAAUAGGAAUAACCCCGUGAUCCUCCAAGGAAGUGAAACGCGUAACAAUAUAAAAAAAAUAUAUUACUUGAGGUUUAUUGUUCUGAAAGCUAAGAUGUUUAAAACGGUGAACAAAACCAAGUGCAGUAGCUGCGCAUAAAUCACAUUCCUAUAAACUACUACACACAUGUCAAACACAACUGUUGAGUGAAACACAAGUUGAGAAAAACGACGAUUAAAAUUAAAAAUGCAUCGUAAAAAUAA